Papilio polytes (common Mormon) is the source of this 7027-nucleotide messenger RNA. RefSeq names its product mucin-2-like. Gene Ontology annotation, molecular function: chitin binding; chitinase activity. Lineage: Eukaryota; Metazoa; Arthropoda; Insecta; Lepidoptera; Papilionidae. Gene Ontology annotation, biological process: carbohydrate metabolic process; chitin catabolic process. The transcript has 9 exons. Gene Ontology annotation, cellular component: extracellular region. The record is from RefSeq and is a predicted model, not a curated record. The coding region runs from base 141 to 6590 and encodes 2149 amino acids.
CUGCGGCGCCGAUGCCACUCGUACUGCGCUUACCAACCGACCAGCGCGCUUCCAAACAUUUCAAAUACGAAUUCGAAAAUCGAACGCGAACGGACGAUGACAUAUUGAUUUUUUAAUUAAAAAAUAAAAAGGCAUAGACAAUGUGGUUACUUUUUUUAUGCGUGGUCGCGGGCGCGGCGCUGCACGCGGAGGGCGCCGGCGCGGGCGCAGCGCGGCUCGUUUGCUACGUGGAAAGUACGCACGCGUCUGAAUUUUCCGAGUGCACACACCUCGUGUACGCGGGCGACGCGCGAGGUGAAAAGCUGGACAACUUGCUGAGAGAGUACAGGAAGAGCAAUCCCAGGCUCAAGAUCAUACUUCGAGUCUCCGAAGUAGACAAGGAUCUGCGCCCGCUUCUGAAAUCCAAACACGUCCAGGGUUUGGAGAUCCACGAUGCUCACCGCACUCUCAAUAGAACAAAAGUCACAGAGCUGGUGGAGUCAGCUCGUUCCGCCAUCAGCACCACUGGCGGCGGACCCUUGUUCCUAGCACUACCUGCUCAUCCUGAACUCCUGGCGAAGUACUACGAUCUUAGAGAGCUGGUGAAGAAGACUGAUUUGAUGAUAAUUCAGACACAUGCUUUAGGCUUGGUGAAGAAGAUGACUUAUCAUCCCAGUCGACUCAGUGGUUUGUGGGACAUGAUGAACACUGAUUCAGUGGUCGAUUUAGUGGUUGGUCUUGGUGUGCCAUCAUCCAAAGUGGUGAUCAGUUUACCAGCGACCGCCCGUCAGUUCACACUCCUCAACGAGACCUUGAGUACUCCUGGCAGUCCAACGUUGGAUGAUGAGCCCAAAGAGAUAGACCAGGCCGAGCUCUGCAGGCAGUUGCAAAAAGGAAGAUGGACAUUGGAAAGGGACCAGGAUUUAUCCGCUCCGUAUGCUUUCAAGAACACCACUUGGAUAUCCUUUGAAGAUGCAUCGUCAGUGGACGUGAAAGGUAAAUACGCCCGUGUGAGGGGUCUAGCUGGACUGGCGCUGCAUAAAGCUGACAAGGAUGUAGACACGCCGUGUGGACCUACGCUAAGGGCCAGCUUAACUAAGGUCCUGAACCAGCAGAGUCGGGCACCCAGAGCUGCUGUGCUUAGGUCUCUGGAGAACGAGAUCCUGUCAGCAGGUCAGGGCCGGCCUCUUGACGCGCUUCAAGUAUCUCCCUACCGUAUCACGCAGAUCGUAGACUCGGACGGCGUCAUUCACUCCAUCAGAGAGGACACAAGAACUGAAUUCUCUUGCUCCCGCCAAGGUUACUUUGUACACCCUCGCUCCUGCGCCAGAUUCUACCGCUGCGUGAAGUUUGACCAGUACUCGGCUGAUUACACGGUGUUUGAGUUCGACUGUCCUACUGGUCUGGCGUUCGACGCGCGCUACGAGGUGUGCGUGUGGCCGGGCAGCCUGGCGCACUCGCAGGCCUGCCCCGGCACCGCGGAGAUAGCGCCCGUACCGCGCACCAGGUUCAUCUGUCCCGACGCUGAAGGUUACUAUGCGGAUCCUGAGAACUGCCGAUGGUUCUUCGCAUGCUUAGACCAUGGCAAAGCGCCACUAACCGCGUAUGAAUUCCGCUGCCCGUUCGGGCUGGGCUUCGACGCAGCGCGGCUCAAGUGCGACUGGCCCUGGCUGGUGCCCGGCUGCGGGAACAUAGCCAGAUACGAGGCCGAGGCAUAUGGCUUCUCUGCCGCCACGCUCACUGGUGCUCUAGGGUUCCAGGGCAAGACGGCCGAUGCCGUGAACAUUGCUGCCCAUCAGAGUCUGGCCUCCGGAGCGGCGCUGGACAACCUGGUCGGCCUGCAAGGCGGCUUCCUCACCAACGGGGACGCCAUCGACACCAACUUCAUCACCUCACAGGAACUCGAAGGAGGCGCCAGCAAUGGACACGAAUAUAUACUAACGAACGACGCUUCAAGUCUAGUCGAAAAUGUUAUUAAAUAUAAUGGCGAACAAGCUAACCUAGGUCUCGUACAAGCUACUAAAUAUAAUGAUGGACCAGAAUAUACCAGCGGAUCUAUCAUCCUGGACGACUACAGGCUGCCGAGCCAGAAAACUGGCGCUAGUCAAGCGCGGCUACAGAAUGUUGGCGCAACUGCAUCGUACGCCCAGAGCACAGGUGUCACCAGCUCCGUCCGUAAGAACACCGGCAAGUAUGACGCCAGAUACAACACUGGCUACUACAAACCGCAACAGUUAAGCGGCGCCCGCUUUAGUGAUGGCAAAUACAGGCCCUCCAACACAGGAAAGUAUGUCCACGAUCCUACUGGCGACCGCGCUCUGCCUUAUAACCACGUCGCCUCACCUAUCGUUCCCUACAAGCAUGUCGAUUAUGGUUAUACGGUGACCAAAGGUUUCGAUGUCGGAAAAUACAACGGAUCCUGGUCGUAUACUGAUAGUGGUGACAAGGCAUCCGAUGGAUACUAUUACAACAAACCUACGGGACCCGCCUUUGAGGAAGGAGGAUAUAACACUGGAUAUACAGGUACAUACAACAUUAAUGGAUAUGUGGGCACCACCGACGAUUCUGGAGCCUACGAUCAUAGCAGCGCAGGCCAUACACUAACCGCAGGUGCAGUAAAUGUCGGCCUUGUUGGUAAAACGACGCUAGUCGAUGUCGGAUAUACUGGAGAUGACUAUGAAAAUGUGAAAACAGGACAAGUCUCGUAUGUAUCGCAACCCGGAGUAACCAUAAAUCAUGUCGGAACCGAUCUUCAUAAUUUAGAUGGCUACAGUUUCGCUACAAACCCUACCUCAUCUGGUAUUCCAACCACCGCCACUCCAUUCGCUGUUACAACAGCUUUGCCGACGGUCACGACAUUUAAAACUACUUACGUUCCUUUAGCGCCAAAGACGAGCAUUAAACAAAUAUUUACGGUCACUCCUGCGCCCGUUACAUUUGUUACUCCCAAAGUGGAAGUUACCGAUUACAAUUUAAAUACCAAUUAUCAAAGCGAAAUUAAGGCUUCAACCGGUUAUGAUUACGCAAAACCUAGGAUUCCAUUUGAAGAAGGUAUAUCUUACACUACCGCUGCACCCGGUAUCGCAGUGUCUACAUAUAAACCUCAAGGAUUCAGCCACCAACAACAAACGAUCCACCACGUAGCGGCAGAUAUUUCCAGCUAUUCAACACCAGUGACCGAAGUACCUUUCAAGAAAUUGGUAGCGUAUACCACAACUGGACCGACCAUUUCUUCGUACUCACAAACACACGGACAACAGACAAACAGAUUUGGUUCUACUAAUGUAUUCUCGACAGAAACAGGAUCCACUGGCUAUAACCAGGGUGAGUCGACCGUAACAUUUGUACAACCCCAGAAUGUCGUUCAGUAUACGCAGACUUUACCGACAGCCAGUAUUCUACCCACUGUCUCCACAUACCAACCACAAACUUUCAGCCAACAAACACUUCAUAAGGUGGACGCGAGCAGAAUAAACGCAUUCGUACAAAAUGGAGAAGCUUCUUAUCAAUAUACAAAACCAACCGGCUAUGAUGGAUCGCGACAAACUGUUAUCCAGUUUACGACACCGACGCCAAUAGUCACUUCGACUUACAGACCGCAAGCGUUCAGUCAGCAGACUCUUCACAGAGUAGUCUCUUCAACAGUACGUCCAGUUGUUCGCAAGCAGUACACGUAUCAAACAACUCCUGUCACAUUGUACGAGAAUCCAAUUCUGAAGUACACUCAAAAAGUAUUUCCUCAAACAAUUGUUAGUUCCACUUACGCGCCGCAGACGUACAGCCAACAAACUAUACAAACAGGAGAAACUGCAAAGACAUUUGGAAUUGACGGUGGGUAUACCUACACAAAAUCUGGUGUCACCUAUCAACAGCCCCAAAAAGUGGUAGAGGUUUCUACCAUUCGGCCUGCUAUUGCUGUCCAACCUGUCGUUUCUACCUACCAACCACAAUCUUACAAUCAACAAACAAUCCAUAAAGUUGAUGCGGCGCAAAUAAAUACCUACACACAAGGUGCUGGAGUCAGUGGUUAUUUCAACACACAACCUAUUGUUACUUUAGAAGACACUGCCAAAACGGUGGUGGAAUCAUCCACUGCUGUACCUGUUGUAACAUCGACUUACAGACCAUAUACAGUAAGACAGAGAAUUCAAACUCAAAAGUUAAUUCCGGUUUCCACUACUCCACUUCCUAAGGUCGAAUUAACGUAUCAACCUUCGGUUACCAUCUAUGAGAAUCCUAUAUUGAAAUAUACACAGAAAGUCACACCAGUCACCUACGUACAGCCUACUGCAACAGUUUUUACACAAACGAUUAAACCAGUUCAACAGUAUCAGACAACCGGUCAAACAUAUAAUAAUUUGAAUGUAGACGUGAAGCAAGCAGGUUACACUUACAGCCAACCUGAAAUUCAAACUAACAUCGGUUCGUCAAAAGCCUACUCAGACGCCAGCGUUGUAUCCCGUCAAGAAUUCCAUCUAAACACCGGCAAUCAAUAUAGCUCAGGAAAAGACGUAGUAUUUGUUUCUACUACACCUUCCACUUUAGUUUAUGAAGAUCACUAUUCUACUAAGGAUAAUACACAAUCUACUGCAUAUAUCGCACCUGAAACUAAAUAUCAACGCACUUAUACUAGACCUACAGUUUCUGUUCCUGUCGUAAACGAGCAAAUCUCCACAAUCUACAAAACCCAAGACCAAUACGAUUACAAGCCUCUUGAAUUUUCACAACAAUACGAUAUCAGUCAAACGGUACCUGCACAAGUAUCCGUCAGCCAAACAACCGUAGAACUUCCCAGAAAGACUAUUUUCAAACAAACAGCUUACCAAGCUCCAGAAAUACAAGUAGCAUAUAAGGGAGAAGAUUAUCUACCACCAGUUGUUACAACAGUCACUCCUAUUGUGACCUCGACUUAUCAACCUUCCACUUACUCAACAGUUGGAACAUCACGGGAAUAUCUACCCGCUGUAUCAAAAACAACAUUUGAAUACAAUGGACCCGAAUAUUUACCUCCACAAACUACUGCUAAACCCACUACCAAGUCAAGGGAGUACUUACCUCCAGUAGCACAAACAGUAUUUGAAUCAAAAAUUACGAACACUCCUUACCAAGACUACAGUGUACCCCAAGACACCACCGUUGUAUCAUCCACUGCAACACCUACUUAUAGAAAACAGAACAUUGUCGUAGAGACCGCAAAAUCUCAAUUACUUGGUUUUGGUUCAGUUGGAACUGACGCAGGUUUAGUGACACCUGUAACUUACAGUACUGCAGCACCUGUUGUCGUAUCAAGUACUGAAAAUUAUUAUGUACAACCUAAAGUAGUCACUUCGACGUACGCACCGGAGUUAGUAGAAGUAACUUCGUCUGCACCUCGACGAAGCAGACCGAAAUAUUUCAGACCAAGUGUAACAUCUACUACACAAGCUCCCACUUAUGAAGACGCCAAAUCGACUACAGCUUAUAGAGGUCCAGAUUACUUGCCUCCUUCUGAAAAUAUUAACCAGAAGCUGGAAACCAUUGGGUUGACCAACGCAGACGUAUCAUAUUCCCAAAACUUAAAUGUUAACCCGUAUCAAGAAUAUACUAUUUCCGACGCUACUCCUGUUGUGAUAUCCUCAACUGCAGCACCUUUGAGGAAGCAGAAUAUAGUAGUCGAUACUGCCAAAUCUAACCUUCUCGGAUUUGGAACUGUUGGCCCGGACGCUGGAUUGGUAACCUAUACUUCAUCCCCAGCACCAAGUGUAGGAACUUACCAAACAGUUUCCUCUACAUACGCCCCAAUACAAGAGGAACUUGUUGACGUCACGCCAUCUCUUAUCCCAGUUCGGCGAACAAAACCCAAAGUUGCGGUUGUCACUAAAAUUAACGAUUUCAACCCACUUCUUGUAAGAAAAUUGGGUGCCGUCUGCAGCUGUCAGUCGCCUGUGUUAGUGCUCAAGGGUAGAAGACCAGCCGUGAAGCAACAAGAAGUCUAUACUAAUGAUUAUGACACUGUGACACAGUCAUCAAGGGUACAGACGCCGGUUGUAACCACUGUAGUCACUCCAACACCAGCGGUAACAUCUACUUAUAACCCGAUCAUAGUACCAGAUGAUUCAUUCUAUCAAGACUACCAAGAUCAAGCUAGCAACGACCAUAUAGCGAUUGUACCCAACGGCAACGACCACGGGAACUAUGUUUCUAGUACACCGGCUAUUAUUUCCACAACCGAGAAAGUCGUAAGAAUACGACCAAGAGUAAAGACUGUUACUGUUGCACCUACAUACAGGACUGUGUUGUUAAACGAGGAUGUAUCACCGACUGUCGAAAUCAAAGGAGCUGAAGUAACAACAGAUUCCCAAUCAUUUGAUAGAUACGGUCCUGGUGGAUGGCGAGGCAGAGACGAGACUUUGCAAGGUUCCGUCGAUUGUCAGAGAGCGGGUCUGUUCCGACACCCUAAACAAUGUAAUAAAUUCUACGCGUGCAGAUGGGACUGCACCAAGCAGCGGUUCACACUCCACGUCUUCAAUUGUCCCGUACAGCUCAGUUUCGAUCCUAACUUGGGUGCUUGCAAUUGGCCAAGCCAAGGACCCGCAUGCCAGGGCGAUACGCUUCUCACAAACACCAUUUAAAUAAGUUCCAUGAAAAGAUCAAAUUGAAUCUCGAUGUGCCAUCGAAAUUGUGAUAGCAUGUGAUCACACAUUAUUGUUUCAAAUCCUAAUUAUUUGACUUGCAAGUUGAGUUAUUUCUAUCUCUUUCUUUCUCUUAAUUCUUUAAGCUUAUUUAUUUUUUUGAUUUUGUUAAUGUUAUGUCAUAGUUAUUUAUUAAUCAUGUGCUCCUAAUAAAGCUUGCGCUCGCUAAAUAUUAUUCAUGAAAAUUCGGAAUUUUUGAUUGAACGUUAGUUACCAGUGCCUAGUUCAUGUAUGUUAUGUUUUGUAAUUGUCGGAUCAUACUUUUGUAUUUUUAUAAAUUAAUGAAACAACACGCUGUAAAUAUAUCAUUUUAUUCAUUAACAAUGUGAGUUUGUACUUAUGAAUUCAAUGUAAAAAGCAUUAAAUGUUUAAAGCUA